AUGUCUACCAGACCUCAAGUUGAGUAUGAGAAUAUACAAUCAGGCGAACCAAAAAAGCAGGAAUCGAAGUCUGUGGUUUUGCCCAGGAGACAUCAGUCGUUGAACGAUGUGCCGAGUACGCAGGACGUCGAUAGGGCUUCGAUGGAUUUUGAAAAUUUGGUCGAGUCUGACUUUAAUUUUGAGACUGAUGAUGCGUUUUACGAGCCUGGUGAAGUGCCAGUUGAUGAAAUAGAUACUGCAGUGUCUGCAGCAGCAAGACCCAGGCUGGCUUCGGCAGAUGCUGCUGUUUCAGUUACCAUACCAGGUGUAAAUUUGGAUAAAAAUACUAUUGCAGAGCAUGAUGUUAGCUGUGAAGAUUUACUGGAUUUUGCAGGAAGAAAACCCCCAGGACGUGCACGUGGCGUGGAAUCAGACGAAGUCCGUAUAAUGAACAAAGUUCUAGGAAAAGAAAUGACUCCAGAAGCUUGUCUGGUGUCAUUGGAGCACAUGGACUGGGACGUCCAUCGAGCGAUAAAAUUAGCUCGUUUAAGACUUUUAUUAAACAAUUCAACAAUUGCGACGACUGGUAAUGUUGAAUUGAAGACGGUUAUUGAUAAUUUAAGCAACAAGGACUUGGUGAGUGCUUUGGAUACUGCUAGUUGGGAUAUCACUAAAGCGGCAUGCUGUUUGUAUGAGAAACAUGGGUCGUAG
Messenger RNA from Ctenocephalides felis (cat flea), 690 nucleotides. RefSeq lists its product as uncharacterized. The record is from RefSeq and is a predicted model, not a curated record. The transcript is spliced from 5 exons. Lineage: Eukaryota; Metazoa; Arthropoda; Insecta; Siphonaptera; Pulicidae. The coding region runs from base 1 to 690 and encodes 229 amino acids.